Messenger RNA from Effrenium voratum, 5145 nucleotides. The record is from the annotation of a GenBank genome assembly. Lineage: Eukaryota; Dinophyceae; Suessiales; Symbiodiniaceae.
AUGAAGUGGUGCCAGAGAACGCUGAAAGAGAUCACCGCGCUGGAAGUGGGCAAGCGGUGGUUAUCCGAGGGCGGCUGGCGCGGGGAGAAUGGAGGUGAGGUAUCCUUCACGGUGUUGAACACCGGCGCAGGGAUUCACUCGUUUCACAGCUGCGACGUGCAGUCGCUGCAGCUGGGCAAGGUGCGCUACCAAACGGGGCUUUGCUUGAGCCCAGUCCAGAUGGAUUGCCUAAAUUUGGCAUUCCUCUAUACUUUGUUCAGAAUGUACUAUGUGCGGCAUCGCACACACAAUAGUUUUCAGCUGUAUGAAGUCCUUCUCCCAACUCUGAAGUCAUCAGAUGUGUCCCAUUCCGGAGCUUGCUUUACCACCCCCCAGCGUGCCGGGACCUGCUAUGCCAAAUGUGUGUUCCUGGGUCUCCGCACGCUGCUGGCGGAGCUUGGCGUAUCCUCUUCAGGUCGGCGCAGGUGCAUGUUGAACUACCGCAUUUGCUUCCUGGAGCGCAUAGCCCAGGAAUUGGAUGAAGCGAGUCAGCCGAGCCUCACCAACAGCGACCGCAUCACGCUGAGUGUGGCUCUGAAGCAGGUGGCAAGGCGCUGCGUCCGCGACCCCGAAGCUGCCAGCGCGCAGACCCGAACCCACGCUUGCAUGCAGCGGAUACAGGGGGCCGUGCGCCUGAAGAUUCAAGACCCGUCGCUGGAUCGAGCACUUUGCGCAGAUGCCCUUCAGCAUCAGAACCUUCGGCUCCAAGGCGCUGAGUUCCGCGGACUUCAAGGCUUUCAACUGCUGGCAUUCCGUUCGCUGGUGCCACCAGAUGUCCGCAACGCCUUUGCAGGUCCUUCAGCAUCCAAAGUCUUAAACCCCCAUGUGGACCUCACCGGUCUUGCCUCUGCCAGGGCUGUCGCUGGCGGACCCACGCUGGAAUUUCUGCCGCAAGCGCUGCUGAUGUGCGACCGGCUGGAGGAGGUGCAAUGCUCGCGGGCCUCCAAGCACCUGAUCAUCGGAGUGGUGGAGACCUUGGUCUUCGAGGCUCGGGACCUGUGGGACCUCGUGAGCUCCGAGACCUCGGAGUCCUCGGAGUCCUCGGAGUCCUCGGGACCGUCUCUGAGUUUGGGCCGGGGCCGGGAGCUGCUGGGCGCGGCGCACCGCCUGGGAGCGCACUACGUGGCGGCGGUGCGCUCCGUGGGCGGGGGGCGCAGCACCGGCGCGCACGCGGUGCUGGUGCUGGCCGCGCUGCUGGAGCUCUUCGAGGACCUCCUCCGUGCCACGCCCGGCCUGGAGCUGAACCAGCUCCUGAACGAAGAACCAAAAGCCGAAGAAACGAGAGGCGAAGUGCGGAGCAGGAUUUGCAGGCGCCACGAGAAUGACAAGCAGUCCUUGUGGGCAGGAGCACACGACACCUCCGCGCUGUUGGUUGGACCGCCUGAAAGCGAAGAAAGGUCGGAGGCCACGGGCGUCAGCAAGAACUUGUUGGACUUUUCCCGGAGGCUGCGGCGUCUCUGCCCGGGCAAGCCAUCUCUGCCAGACGUGGACCGUCCAUACCAAGACUGGGAAGUGGACCUCUCUGCUGCCUUCGACGAGCAGGUGGAUGCAAAGUGCCCCGAGUGGGCGCAGGCCAGAGACUUGGCGCUCUUUUACCAAAUGCUCCUGGCAAGCCUUCCGAGCCUCCCCAAUUCCCUGGCUGGCGGAGCUGUGCCCCCAGCAGAUCAUGUCUUGAUGGCCAGAGAAGCGGCAGAGCUCAGCUUCAAAUUUGGGCUUUUCAACCCUCCGGAAAAGGUCAUCGUGCAUGUGGAGCAUGUGUGCAGCCUCCCGCCUCGCCGAGUCAACAAGUUGUAUCCGCAUGCAUCUUUGACACAUCCCAAGCUGCUGUGCCAAGAUAUGAGCUACCUUCGAUUUGGAGGAGCUAUGGAGAAUGAGCUGCUGUCCUUGAAAAGACUCCCUGACUUUGAUAGUUCCCUGACACAGGCACAGGCAGAAUCACUGCUUAGCAUUCUGAGUUGCCCGGGCAUCCGAAUCCCUUUGCUGCUGCAGUUUGUGGUGCCCAACCACAUCGCCUUGAUGCACCAUCGCCAGUUUCAAAGGAUUUUCUUUGCGUGCUUGUUCGAGCCGGGGCUGUUCGACACCUCCAAGCCCUCGCUUGACGCGAAAGUCCCAUCGCAGGAGCCCAUGGGGACAGAGUUCGGCUGGUUGAGCGAGGAGUUGGCGACGAGUCCGCAGCUGGUAUUGCCCUUGUUGAGCCAGCUCUUCGAAGCCAUGAAAGACUUGGGCAACGGGGACUGCGACGGUCCACUCGUGCAGCCCUUCCUUUUCGUGGUGCAUGUGGCGUUGUUGGUGCAGGACUUUAUAGAGCAAGCCAAGUCAGAAAAGUCGGAGAGAUCAGCGCGUGAGUGCCUGGAGGAGCACGCGCGGCUCUUCCGACGCUUCACCCAGAAGUUCGCGCGGAAGGUGAUCGCCCGGUGGAUCGGGCAGGCGAACUCCGCCAAAAGCUACGAUCGUUUGAUGCAGUGCCACGCGCACCUGGCGAUGACCGCGUGGCCGGUGGCAGCUUUGGAAGACGGUGACGUGCAGAGUCUGGGCGUGGCAGCCUGCACGUUUAGCCUGUGGAGCGAGAAGCUGGGCGAUGCCAAUUCUGUGGAAUACGCAGGGGACCAGGCGGACGUGAUCCACCGGGUCUUCGCCACCCUGAGUCGGCAACGAGUGCCCUUGUUGAAAGCAGUGGAGAAUGCCGAAGAGCAGGAGCGCAACAAGUUCUUCAGCUUCAUUCUGGCAGGUGCCAUCGGCACGGACCGGUUGCCAGAAUUGUCUUGGCGCGCCACUGAGCAGAUGCCCAAGGUCUGCAUCCGCGUGGUGGAGACCAGCCAUCCCAUUUGCAAAGCCGACUUUAGCAGUCGCAAGGUGUGCCUUCCAAAGGCAGCGAGGAUCAUUGUGCGCUUCGACCCGCUGAGUCAGCUUGAGUCGGGAGAUUUUCUCAAGGUGUACGCAGGCCAAAAGAAAGAUGCCUCCAAGGUGGUGUGGAUGGCCGGGCGCAGCGAUGUGGCUAAAAAUGGCUGGCCUGGAGUUGAUGCUCCGGGUUUGGUCAUCAACUCGGAGUGCUUUCUUGUCAUCAUGGAGCGUUUGAUGCACGUCAGAGCCACUGAGGAAGAGGUGGCCUAUGGAUACCGUCUCAUUGCUGAGGCGGAGAUGCCUUCGAGUGCAGUGACUUCCAUGCAGAAGCAGCUGAGCACAGCCUCUGCCUUCGUUUGCGCAUCGAUUCUGUCGGAGGUGGGUGGAGACGUCCAGGAGGCCGUGGAGCAGUACGGCCAGAAAGACGUCCGCCAGAAGUGGGAGGAGUUGGAGACGUUGAGUGAAGCCCGGAAGAGCAGCUUGGGGCUCCGCGUGGGUGGCUGCUUCUCCGCUCAAGCGCACGACCUGCAGGACGCUUGGCUCACGGGGGCGCGAGUAGACCUGGGUAUGGCCAACAUCAGUUUCGAGGCGCGGGAGACACUGCAACCCAUGCCCGCGGACUGCUUCGAGGAGCCAGAUUACCGAGAGGCCUUGGGCGCAGAGCGGCCCAACGUGCUGCCCAUCUCCAACUCCCUCUACGCCAAGAAGUUCAGCUUCAGAUGCCACAGCCUCGAGUACACUGCUGAGAUGUGGGCGGCGCCUGAGUUCACCCUGGCUCUGGAGUACCAGGGCGGCAUCAAGUUGGGCAAGGGCGACGCAGUGCCCUUUGUGUUUCAUCCCAGCCGCUCUGGCUCUGGCGGCUCUGGCUCCGGCUCCUUCGUGCGGUGGCGGGAGCAGCAGUGGACGGAGCUGGCCUUGGCGGAUGUGCCGGGCCACCUGCGCAGCCAUGGCGCGGGCGCCGAGGUCCUCGCGGCGCUGCUCUCCACUCCUCCGGCGGACCCCACCUUGCUCAACGAGCCCGAGCCCCACUUCGCCCGCUUCGGCGACUGGUGGAAGCAGGCGCGCUGGUACGGCCGUGCCAGUGGUGCGGCCGGCUCGGUGCUCUUGUGCGAGGCCGGCUCCGGCGCCAGCGCUCGCUGGCUGGAGUUUGAGGCAGAGCCGGGAGGCGCUUUGGUGGCCUUCCAGAUCCAGGAGCACGGCCGGUGCGCGGCGCGGGAGGCGGUGUGGACCUCGGACGCGCGGCGCUCGCUGCUGGGCUGCGACGUGGAGGGCCGCUUCGAAGUCUUCGCGGUGCCGGCGCCGUUGCAGCGCCAGGCAGGGGACCUGCGGCCGGGCGCCUACGGCCGGUCCCUGGUGCUCACCUCCGCCGCAGGAACACACGUGCCGCAGCGCUUCUUGCGCGGACUCCUACCAGAGGUCCUAUUGCCUCACUUUUGCUUUUGGCAAGUCUCAGAGGACCUCAUCAAUGGAAGGCCUCAACAUCGAAACAGUCGCUGGUUCGGCUACAGCCUACAGCUGCAGAUUGCAGAUGGCCGCGCCCGAGUCUUGCGUUUAGCCCUGGAGACAGAGGUGCUGCAUGAACUGCAAGAUGCUACGCGGCCCAGCUCUCCGCUGUUCAAGCUGGGGGAGUUCAUGAGCACGGUGGAACCCCUGUCACAUGUGCUGUUCUGGUCCAAGCACGGAGAAGACGGAGAACAGAUGGCCUCGCCGUUGGAGCUGGUGGAGAUGCCGCGGCUGCAGCUCCGCUUUCGUGUGCGUGAGGGGCCCGUGCUCGAUGGGAAGGUGGUCUUUCAGCCCAAGCUCUACUGUGAUGCUUAUGGCGGACAAUUCUUCGUGGACCCCACUCCAUUCCAUUUGUUGCUGCCCAACUGUCCUCACGCCCUGCCACCCCACUGCUUUCUACUACGUGCUGAGGCAGGCGAUGCCAAGGUCGUAGCUCCCCUGGGCGAGGUGCGGAGGCACAGAAGCUAUCAAGAGCCCUUUGAGACGGCCGUGUAUCUCAAAGUCUUCGGAGAGACGUUCUUCACCCCAACAGCCGUCUAUGACUUGGCCCUGUCCACCGGGACAGACCUGAAGUGCCCCAGUCUGCUCUCGGCAAUUUGGCUGCUGCUGUGCCGGCUGCUGCAGAGGGACUACGAGGGCGCAGUGAAGCUCGUGCCAAUGGUGGCCUCCGCUGAUGGCCAGUUGCGCCAUGAUGAGCAGCUCGCCUUCCGCAUGGCUUUGGAGGAUACCUCCGACCGAGCCCCUGAUGCUGUGGCUGUCCGG